CACCCCCAUCCUUCUCCAAACCACAAGUUUUCAUCCAACAGAUUCUCUUCCCUGAGAUAUACUCACACAAAUAAACGAGAACCGCAAAUCUUUGCCAGUGGCCUCUUCCAUCUCUCUCUCUUUUGUAAAUUACUGGGAAAAGAAAGAGAGCAAACGCUAGCUUGCUAACUAUGGCUGCCACAACAUCUCCAAUGGCUAGCCAGCUCAGAUCCAGCUUCACUUCUUCCGCGAGGAGAGGUCUGACCGUCCCCAAUGGCAUUUCCGGCGCUUCCUUCAGAGUUUCGCCCACCUCCCGGCGAUCUUCUUCCUUCACUGUCAAGGCCAUUCAGGCCGACAAGCCGACGUACCAAGUGGUGCAGCCGAUCAACGGCGACCCGUUCAUCGGCAGCCUGGAGACUCCGGUCACGUCCAGCCCACUGAUCGCCUGGUACCUCUCCAACCUCCCCGCGUACCGGACCGCGGUGAGCCCACUCCUGAGGGGGAUCGAAGUGGGCCUGGCCCAUGGGUUUCUCCUCGUGGGCCCGUUCGUGAAGGCCGGGCCGCUCAGGAACACGGAGUACGCCGGGGCAGCGGGUUCCUUGGCCGCCGCCGGGCUGGUGGUGAUCCUCAGCCUCUGCCUGACCAUGUACGGAGUCGCCUCCUUCAACGAAGGGGAGCCGUCGACCGCCCCGAGCCUGACGCUGACCGGGAGGAAGAAGCAGCCUGACCAGCUGCAGACCGCCGACGGGUGGGCGAAGUUCACCGGAGGGUUCUUCUUCGGUGGGGUUUCAGGGGUGACCUGGGCCUAUUUCCUUCUCUAUGUUCUUAACCUUCCUUACUACGUCAAGUAGAGUGGUGGGAGGAUGGGGUGAAUUUCAAACAGCCAGAAGAUGAAAUGUGUAAUUCCGAUUUGCCACCAUUUUACAUUGCUCUGUAAUUGUGUAUCUAUGAAUGCUGAAACAGACUUGUGAACAUAGCUUCCUAGACAUUUCUGCUGUCUGAACAUUUCUAUCCUUCCUUGGGGGCGAACUGGAAUCAUUCUGAUGUUUUGUUUCUGAAGAGCUGGAAUCAGUCUGAUGGUUGACUGGAAUCAGUCUAAUGGGUUGGAUUUUCUUUGUGUGCUGGGUAUUUUUUUGGGGUUCUGUUAUCUGCAGAAUAUGCAUCUUCGUUGGAGUACUUAAUAGAUGAAAUCGCGCAGUAAGAUCUGACUUGCUGUACAGGGAUAUUCUGCUCCUGUUGCUGGGAAAUAUGCAAGAAGUCACCAAGAUAAGCUUAGUAGCUUGAUACUUCUCAAUUCUCCUCUAAUGCAAGGCUUCAAUCAACAUUGUCCAUAUUCUGCAACUUCUCGCUGGGUGAAAAUUUAUCUCAGGUAAUCAGGAUAGCUCUACUCAAAACACUUCCCUAUUACUGAAAAUACCUCUCAGGCGAGGAUAGCCAGUAAUUUACUUUAUCCAUAUAUUAUGUAGCUCUUACAAGCACAUGGUUGUGUACAGAUUAAGAUACGAAUU
Linum tenue is the source of this 1487-nucleotide messenger RNA. NCBI's taxonomy places the organism in Eukaryota, Viridiplantae, Streptophyta, Magnoliopsida, Malpighiales, Linaceae. The record is from the annotation of a GenBank genome assembly.